Molecule: messenger RNA, 4443 nt
Organism: Penicillium cataractarum
Lineage: Eukaryota; Fungi; Ascomycota; Eurotiomycetes; Eurotiales; Aspergillaceae
Product: chromatin-binding protein RAD9
Exons: 2
Coding region: 1-4443 (1480 amino acids)
Biological process (GO): DNA damage checkpoint signaling; positive regulation of transcription by RNA polymerase II
Cellular component (GO): nucleus
Molecular function (GO): histone binding
Source: RefSeq, a predicted model, not a curated record
AUGGAGACGCAGGACAGCAUCGAUAUCGCCAAGCUGCAACGCGUCGCGUUGGGGCUAGAGCACGACCCAUCCCAGUCAAUCUUUUCCGGCCCAGCAAGAAUUGCCAGCGCUUCGCCGGAGCAGUCCAACUAUUCUGAUCAACGCCCUUCUCGUCAUUCUCAUGGUGGUGCAUCGCCCACUGCCAUAGGAUUAUCCUCGACUUCCUCAUCGAAUCCCGCCAGCUCUACCCUCAAACAACUUCCUCCCUCGUCAAUACCUCGGCAACAUGAAUCGGAACCCGUGAACACCUCCAAUCCUACAACUGAACAGAGCCGAACGAACCACGUCCCUUCGACACCCUUUGACAAGAUGGAUUCCGCGGAGGCUGCCCCUGGGGACACCCAGGUCGUGUCGCAGUCAGUGUACGAUAGCAUCAUUCGACAAAAUGGAGAAUCUAUGUACCAUGGACACUCACAGAAUGGAGCUGAUGGUGCAACACUCCGAACAUUGCAGGAGGGAGACAGUGGGCACAUUAAUCUCCUUUCUCAAUUUGAUACUGCACGACACGAUGGCAAUCAGUCCCCGGAUCACGACGACGACAGCAACUACGAUGGCACCGAAUCGUCUCCAAUGGCCUACAAUGCCGAAUUCUUUCCAGAGUCCCAGCGCUUCCUGGCCACAACUCCAGGGACUGCGGUGAAGGUGAACCAGACGCCGGGCACAUCCAUGCGAACACCUUCCAUUUCACGCAACCCACUGGCUGGUGAAAUUGAGUCUAGCGGAGGAAUGUUAGCCCUCAGCCAGCUCUUCAAGGCGACACAGGCCCCGUCAUCACCCUUGGUACAUACCCAGCAGCUGGAGUUGAUAUCCGACCGGCCCUCCCCAAACCUUCCCAUCCAACAUCGUCGCCUUACGAAUGCCGUCUCGUCGCCCUUGAUAGAACGACCUCUGCACUUCGCCAGAGAGUCAUCCGAGCCGAAUCUGCACUACAUUUCUCUAAAAGACUCACAAUCGAGGCGUGAAAAAUCUUUGGGAGAAAGACUCAGCCGGUCGGCCAACAACAUGGAGACGAGUGAUGAGCUUGACCAUGAGUUCUACAAAGAGUCGAGUUUUGUUGAGAAUGCACGGCGCCAACGCUUAAUUGACGAGGAGACUGCCGCCCAGUUUGCUGCUCUCAAUGCUCCUUCCCGGUCCACCACCGCAGUAGCUACCUCGCCAAGCCAUCCAACUGAUGGACUGCACCCAGACGAGACUGCACACGAAGCCGCAGGAAGUGAAGAAGAGACGGAACAAGAAGACGACCUUGGCCCACAAGUACCCCAAUCACAGGAGAUCAUGCAGUCCUCGGAAGAGGACAAGGAGAAUUACAACGGUCCUCCAGUGUGCAUAGAUGCUACCAGUAGUGCACACGAUCGGCUCUCUCAAGCUCUAGCUAUUGAAGAACAUGACGCCAUAGCGGAUCAGGGCGCUGAUAUCCCUAGUCAGGACCGAACAGCCUUUCGCGAGAAUGACCAAUAUCUCGGCAGGUCCUCGCAGGUUAUGGUCAAGGAUUCCCAGCAAACGCCGUAUCAAUCACCAAAGCCGGAUGAGCGGUCGUCCAAACGACCUUCUCACUGCUAUGAAACUUCUGCUGAUCAAAUGUCUGACGUGGAAGAAACUACGCCUGUGCGCUCGCGUGCUCAAUCCUCACCACCCGGCUCUCGACAGAAGGAACGACCACAGUCCCAACAUAAUGAAGACACGGAAAUGGACACGGACGUCGUGAUCCAGGCGACUUCCUCGAAUGAGAUCGCACGUGUUCAGUCAAGCAACCCUUCAGAUCGGGAGGCCCCAGGAUCACUUCCCCAAGGGACCGACCCGGGACUGGAGACUAAAUCCUCUUCAAUGCCCUCGCGUGUCACAGAGACCCCUGUUCAUCUACGACCACAGAUGAGUGAUAUGGCUCCUAUGACGAGCAUUCCCGAGACCAGUCCCAACCAGACUCGACCUAACGAAUGGGAGGGCGAAUCGAACGGCGAUGGUCUCAAUAAUGAAGAUGAUGAUCUGCCCCCCAUGUUCGCCGUUCAGAGUGUCAACCGACGCUCCCGACCUGGUCCCUCUCAAACGCAAUCUUCCCCAAUCAAAAUGAUCCAAGCGCAAGAAGUGCAGUCUCAAAUCCUUUCUAGUCCCAGCGGAAGGCAGCGCCGAGCGCUGACUGCCAUCGCCGCUAGUGCCUCCCCCCAAGUCGAACACAAAGUAGACUGGGGUCUCGACUUCUUCACAGCCGAGGACGAUGAAUUCAAUGCUCUUGUUAUUGACGGGUCCCCAACUCGCCCUAGAAAGAGACGCCGGGGGAAUUUGGGUCAGAGCCUUCGGCCUUCCGAUAUUGUACUUCUGAGUACUCCUCGCGCUCAGCCGCCCAAGACGGUCGCUCGCAGUCAACCGCAGUCGAGUGCCGAGAAGCCACCGUCAAACUCACAGGAGAUGCUGGCAGUUCAGGUUCCAGUCACCAGCAUUGGUAGACAGCUGGAGCUUUCCUCACGGCCCUCCUCACGAUCUAUUUCACGACCGGCCGUACGAUCUACCUCACGACCGGCGGCACGAUCUACUUCACGACCAGCGGCACGAUCUACUUCACGACCAGCGGCACGAUCUGGUUCACGACCUGCAUCAAGAGCCUCCACCCGUCCCGCUUCACGAGCUCCGUCUCGACCUCCAUCUAGGAGGCGCGAAAAUGUCUGGGAAAUUGAGAGUCCGCAACGGGUUGUUCGCCAGAGAUCCAGGUCUAGACACGGGAGACUGAUGACCUCGCGCGACCCCCCACCGCAGCGCAUUCCAGUCAAGUUUCCAGAUGAGCAGCCGCCUGCACGGCCAGUGGUUGUGUACAACCCCCAGCCGGCUCUAUCGUCUGAGCUCACCGAUGUUGAUUUGCUUUCCGAUAUUUCAAUGAUAUCAACAAGUAACAUCACCAAGAGUCCUUCAACUACACCUCAAUCGCAUCGCACUGCCCCUGCCCCUGCCUCCGACGACCCGGAAAUUCGUGCGCCGAACCAAGUUAUAGCCGUGUGGCAGGGCCAAAAACGGGCUUACUAUCCCGCUACGUGUUUUGGCGCUCCUAUUGGAGUGUCCCAGGGCAAAUAUUCAGUGCAGUUCGAUGGCAGUCUUCCUGUUGAAGUGAUCAAAGGUCUUGUAAAGCGGCUUGAGCUUCGGGUCGGUGAUGAAGUCAAGGUCGAUAUGCCUGGUUUUCCCAAACUUGCGCAUGUCAUUCGUGGAUUCAGCGAUCGGCUCACCCGGGAAGAGAUUCUUCGCGCUGCAGACAACGGCAUUUAUCCACAGACUGAUGUAUAUGGGUAUACUGCUUUGAUACUUGCGUCGAAGCAACGCAAGAGUCUGCCUAGUGGUUCAUUCGAUGGGUCAGAAACCAUGACCAAAGUGCCAAUCUCCCGAAUUUACAUGGAUAAUAUCCUGUGGAACCGGUUCAAAGACAGGGAGUUUACGCAAAACACUGAGACAGCGCCACAGGAGAGCACAUUCCGUGUUUUGUCCAUGAGAUCUUCUUUACCAGCAUCUCCGAAUUCUCGCGUUGCUCGCAGUAUCUACGAACCCAGUGGGAUCUUCACCAACAUGGCUUUUGCGGUUUCCUACAAGGAAGAUGAAGUCUCGAAAAACCGGAUCACGAGACUCAUCCGAGACAAUGGUGGUGUGUUGCUGAAUGACGGCUUUACGGAACUUUUCGAAACCGCCUCCGACGAAACACCCAAGAAGGGCGGCUCGAGCAAUGGAGUAUCAACGAUCAAUGGUCUCUCCCUCGAUUCGGACGCAUCGGAGAUUGGUUUCACAUGUUUGAUUGCUGAUACCCACUCUCGGCGCGAGAAGUACAUGCAGGCAUUGGCACUCAACAUACCAUGUCUGUCUGGUCGUUGGGUUGAAGAUUGUGUCGCUAAAGGUCGGGUCCUUGAUUGGGAUAUCUACCUCUUGCCAGCCGGAGAGUCCAAAUACCUCAACGGGGCUACAAGAUCACGAAUCAUGACGCCAAUCUCACCUAUGGAGGCUCGCUUGUCAGAUACUAUCUCCUCACGACCGAGCUUACUCGAUGGAAAGUCCGUGCUCAUCGUCAUGGGUCGUGGAAAGGCAGAAGAAAAGCGCAAGGCUUAUGUAUUCCUCACGCUGGCCUUGGGCGCCUCUCGUGUAGAACGGGUUCCUGACCUUGAGACAGCCAAGACCCUUCUGGACUCCCAGGCUGGAGCUUCCCCAUCGCCUUCAAACUGGGACUUUAUCUACGUCGAUGAUGCAGAUCAGACUGCCGCAAAAUCUAUGUUGGCUUCUUCCCAAGCACAGAGCUCUGCCCCGGUGAAUCCGAGGAAGAGGAGGAGAUCGACUGUGACCAUGUCGAGGCCUAACCUGGCAACUUUAAUUGGACCACAGGUCGUGGGCAGCGAGUUUGUCUGCCAGAGCUUGAUUCUGGGAAGACUUUUCGAAGAGUGA